Molecule: messenger RNA, 2497 nt
Organism: Branchiostoma belcheri (Belcher's lancelet)
Lineage: Eukaryota; Metazoa; Chordata; Leptocardii; Amphioxiformes; Branchiostomatidae
Product: macrophage mannose receptor 1-like
Exons: 9
Coding region: 389-2497 (702 amino acids)
Source: RefSeq, a predicted model, not a curated record
CUGUUAUAUAAGAGUGGACGCACUUUGAAACUGCUUUUUAUAUGACCAAGACCUUGAAUGGGAAAAUAUUUAAAAGUCACAGUGGGCCGAACACCAUUUCUUCAGGAUUUCGACAACUAUGUAUGAACUGGGAUUGAGUGGUUGGAUUUCGGGUUACAAAAAAAGUCCUUGCCGCUGGCACCCCUCUUUCAUGAUUUAAUGUCGAUUGCCCUUCUGUUUCCUCGUGACUGCUCUCUCUCCCUUCCGCCCACUUCAGCAAGAACCACCAGUCUGAUAACUGAAGACUGAAGGGUUCUCUAGUCUCAGUUGUCUGAGUAGACGUAUAGCCGAUAUUUCCAACCUCUUCCUUCAAAGACCCAUAUCGAGAUUUUCAUGAGCUAAACCAAACAUGACGGCAACAGACAGAGGUGCGCGAUGGGCGGUGUUGGUAGUUUUGCUUUUCCUGGUACUCGGAACAUCCUGCUCAUCUGCAGGCUGUCCAGAUGGUUUUACUAAGUUCGGGGGAGCCUGCUUCAAGGUGUACCAGCAAACAGCAUCCUACAACCAGGCGAGGCAGUUUUGUGUCGGCAAGGGGGGACUCUUGGCCAUGCCCAAAGACGAGAAGACAGACGACUUUCUGUGGAGGCUAAAGAACGCGGUGGAUUCCGGGAGCUAUUUCUGGUUUGGUCUGAGUGACGAGAACAGGGAGGGUCAGUGGAGGUGGGAGGACGGGACUAUUCUCAACAAGUCUGCGGACUGGACUAACUGGCGCCCCGGACAACCCGAUAAUCACAACGGAAAGGAAGACUGUGCGCAUUACCAGUCUGUACCAAAGACGGGAUGGAAUGACCUGCCGUGCUCGUACAAAACAGCCAAAUUCAUCUGUCAGACGACGGAUGACGCUGCAGCAGUUUUGCCUCGCACAACUAUGACGUCACUAGUGACAACUCAGACGGGAACGUCAGCUUCACACGGCCAUUCAGGUGACCUGAAGAAAAUCACCUUGCCCGUUCCACGCAGCGCCAACAACUACGCCAGGCUGAUGACGACAUUGCCCCAGGACUUGACGAGUUUUACUUUAUGUCUGCACAUGCGCACCGACAUGGGUUCCAACACAGAUGCGAGUUUGUUCAGCUAUGCUGUGGGAAGUGGCGUACAUGCUAACGAACUACUUCUUUACAAAGAUCGUCUACGUAGAGGCCAUUUUCAAUUAUACAUUCAAAAUAUCCAUGCUGAAUUGGGUGACUUGCCCGUUUGGGACAGCGAGUGGCACGCAAUAUGUGCCACUUGGCGCAGCGGGGAUGGAGCAUGGCAGGUCUACACUGACGGCGUGCUUCAGGCUACAGGCUCGAGGCUUAAUGUAGGAGGGAAAGUCCGCAGGGGCGGUACAUGGAUCCUCGCCCAGGACCAAGACACAGUUACGGGAGGAUUCACAGAGUCUCAAGCGUUCAGUGGAGAACUAUCGCAGGUGAACCUUUGGGACCGUGUGCUGUCUGCAGAUGAAAUCGGAACAAACUGGUCAGUGUUCUGUAAUUACCAUGGUAACGUGAUUGACUGGGCAACCACUAACGUAACGGUGUCCGGACAGGCCAGUAGUGAUCUCUAUCGCUGCGUAGAACGUCCCCGCUCAUCUAUGGUGUCAUCCGUGACCGAGCAGAUUGAAACAUCAACAUCACAAGGAUCUCCAGCUUGUCCGAAAGAUUAUCAACUAUUCCAAGGCAUCUGCUACAAGGCGUUCAACUUUGCUGCCGAUUUCUAUCAGUCCAUCAGCUGGUGUGUCAAGGACGGCGGAACACUCGCCAUGCCUCGCGAUCAGAAAACUAAUGAAUUUCUGGUCAGGCUGAAGAACUCGGUCGAUCGGAGAAAGCCGUUUCGGUUCGGCCUUCACGACAUCCCUGAGGAAAACGUCUGGAGGUGGAUGGAUGGCCAAGAACUGGGGGACUUCACAGACUGGGCACCCGAGGAACCUAAUAACAGCGGGUCGGGAGAAGACUGCGUCGAAUACUGGCCUCAGACGCAGAAAAAACGCACAACGAACAAGUGGAACGACGUGUCAUGUUUUUAUAAGGAGAAAUUCAUCUGCCAAGUGGAUACAACUGAACCCCACGGGUACAUUCCCUACACCGACGUAUACUUCAAGGUGUUUGCUCAGCUCAAGACGUACGAAGCUGCCAAACAGACCUGUCUCUCAAACGGAGGUCAUCUUGCCGAUGUCAAGACACAGGAGUUGCGCGACUUCCUUUUGAGCGAGAUUCAGAAGGUUGACGCGAGCAGAGACUACUGGAUCGGGCUCAAUGAUCUAAAGGUUGAGAACACGUGGACCUGGUCUGAUGGGACUCCAGUCAGCGAUUGCGUCUUCACCAACUGGGCACCGGGAGAGCCAAACAACAACGCGGGCGCGGACGAGCGGGGCCAGGAUUGUGGGCAUCUAUGGAAGGCAAAGGGUUUCAAAUGGGACGACGACGGAUGUGGAAUGCAGAAGUAUUUCAUUUGUCAGAUAGGUACUUUUCCCACAUGA